AUGGCCGAGGGUGUUGUUUCAAUAGUGGUUCAAGGGCUCAACAGCCCUAUCAUUCAGGAAUUGAAAUUCUUGGAUGGAGUGGGUUAUGAGAUUGAGAUUGGACAAACCCAGCUACAAAUCAUGCAAGGCUACUUGAAAGACGCAGACGCAAGACAAGGACAAAAUGAAGCAAUACAUAUUUGGGUGGCAAGUGUUAGAGAUGCUACUUAUGAUCUUGAGGAUGUCAUCGAAACUUUUUUCUUAAAAGUGGUUCUCAAGAGGAAACCAAAUGUUUUGACAAGGUGUACUGGCAUCUUUAUAAAAGGAGUUAAUCUUCAUCAGAUUGGCUCAGAAAUUGAGAAAAUUACAACCAAAAUUUCACAAUUGAGUUCGAUUUUGCCAAGUUUAAACCUACACCAAACAAGAGAGAGUGGAGGUGACACUUUUUUCAAGAGGCAACAGGAAUGGAGGAUAGCUUAUCCUCAUAUUGUUGACCCUCAUGUGGUUGGUUUAGCCCUUGGAACAGAGAUAUUGGCUACGCAUUUGAUCAAAGAAAAAGGCCUCCGACUUGUUUCUAUUUGCGGGAUGGGCGGGUUGGGUAAAACCACUCUUGCAAAACAAGUUUAUCAUCAUGGUGAUGUUAAGCGUCAUUUCGAUUGCUUUGCCUAGGUGUGUAUCUCUCAACAAUGCCAAGCAAGGAAAAUUUUGGAAGAAAUUCUAACUAAACUCAUUUCUCCUACCAAUGAGCAAAGACAAGAAACUACAAAACUGGAGAUUAAUCCAAUAGCAGAGAGGCUUUGGAAUACGCAAAGAAAGAGGAAAUGUUUGGUGGUGCUUGAUGACAUUUGGAUCAGUGAUACGUGGAGCUUUUUGCAAGCUGGAUUUCUAAUGAAUGAGGAAACUAAGAGGGUAUCAUGGUUAUUGGAAUUGAGUUACGAUAACUUACCUUGUUACUUAAAACUAUGUUUUCUCUACUUAGCCCAUUUUCCGAAAGAUUAUGAAAAACCGGUGUGUACAUUGACUAAACUAUGGAUGGCAGAAGGUUUUAUAUCAUCGACAUCAGUGGAAUUAAUGGAAGAUGUAUCAUAUAUGUGCUUAAGUGCGUUAGUAGGGAGGUGCAUGGUUCAAGUUGGAAAACAUGGUUCGAGUAAGAAGAUCAAGACUUGUCAUCUCCACGAUCUUAUGCGAGACUUAUGCAUGUUAAAGGCAAAAGAGGAGAACUCUCUCCAUAUUAUUAAUUAUUCUACAGUUGUGGAGAUCAAGCAAACACCAAACGAUAGAGUAUUACGGUCACUAUUAAGGGACUUCAGAUUGCUUAGAGUUUUGAAGUUUGAAGGUAUGGAUGUUGGAAAGCUACCGGGUGAAAUUGGGAAUCUAGUGCACUUAAGCUUUUUAAGUGUAAAGGAUAGUAAUAUUCUAGCGGUGCCUUCAUCUAUAGCAAAUUUGGGUGUACCAAUACCAUGGAACAUGGUAUUAAGAUGUCCUAAUAUAUACAAGCUACGACUAUUCGGACAUAUCACAAAUGGCUUUCCAUUUCUUGAAUUUCUUUCUCUUACCCCCUUGAGGGAGUUAAAAGAAUGGAAGGUGGAGAAAGGAGCCAUGCUUAGUCUCUGCAGAUUGCACAUUGCGUUUUGCUUAGAAUUUGAGGCAGUUCCAGAUGGGCUCCAAUAUAUUACUACCCUCAAGAAAUUAACCAUCAGAGGGAUGCGUCCUAAAUUAUGUUGCCGGCCUGGGGAAGGAGGAGAGGAUUUUUACAAAAUCCAACAUGUGCAGUGUGUUAUUAUAACAACUAUUUUACCAAACCGUCCGGGAUAAAUGGUGUGUAUCUCUCAACAAUGCCAAGCAUGGGAAGUUUUGAAAGAAAUUCUGACUAAACUCAUUUUCCUACCAAUUACCAAAGAGAAGAAAUUGCAAAACUAAAGACUGAUCAAAUAGCAGAGAGGCUUUGGAAUACGCAAAGAGAGAGGAAAUGUUUGGUGGUGCUUGAUGACAUUUGGACCAGUCAUGCGCGGAGCUCGUUGCAAGUUGGAUUUCCAAUGAAUGAGGAAACUGAGAGUCGAACUUUACUCACUACUCGCAACAAAGAAGUCACUUCAUAAACUUAUGGGAUAAUUUGUUUUGUAUACUUUUCGUCAACUGAACACAUGUAUCUGAUCUUAAUAUUGUUUCUCAGACCAUAAAAUUUAUGAACAUAAGAAAGAGCUAGGAACAAAGAUGCUUCAACAUUGCAAAGGUUUGCCACUAGCCAUCACGGUGCUUGCAUGACUUCUAGCUAGAAAAGAUACAGUUGAUGAGUGGAAUACGGUGCAUAAGAAUGUUUAUGCAUAUAUAAGGAGAGGCACAGACCUUGGGCCCGAUUACAAAG
Messenger RNA from Prunus mume (Japanese apricot), 2344 nucleotides. Lineage: Eukaryota; Viridiplantae; Streptophyta; Magnoliopsida; Rosales; Rosaceae. The record is from RefSeq and is a predicted model, not a curated record.